Rattus norvegicus (Norway rat) is the source of this 5935-nucleotide messenger RNA. Lineage: Eukaryota; Metazoa; Chordata; Mammalia; Rodentia; Muridae. The record is from RefSeq and is a predicted model, not a curated record.
CAAGAAUAUGUUUAUUAGCAAACUCAGUUAAUACUUCUGAUUUCAGAUUAGGAUAUAUGGGAGGGAGCCUCCCAUACAUGAUCUCUAAGGGGGUCAGGUCCAAGUUGUAAGGAAAGGGAGAAGAGCUAUCCAGUCCCCACCAGUCUCCAUGGUCAAUUGGUAAGGGUCUCUUUUAGAGUUCUAUCCAACCUGUCCUGAGCUUCGGGGCCUAGAAACACAAUGUAAUUCCCAACCCACCAUGAUGGCCUUCACCAUUCCCUGGACCUGAGCAGUGAAGGUAGGUCCAUUAUCAGAGUUCAGCAUGACAGGAGUUACAUCCCUGGGAAGGCUUGAUCAAUGAGCAGUUUCAUGUUGAGUAGGGAAGCCUCAGUCCAUCCUGAAAAAGUAUCUUCAAGUUCUAAUAAACAUCUGUAUCCAUAUUUGCCCGGUUUUACCUUAGCGAAGUCCAUUUCCCUAUAGGUAUCCGGUUUGGCGCCUCUCUGUUGGGAGCCCUUUGGGCUGUUUGUCCAUGUUGGUAAGUUUGCAGGUAAGGCACUUGGAGGUAAUUUGUUCUACCAAAGAUUGUAGGUGAAUAAUUUUUAAGUUCGCCUGAGUUCUGUUUUCCUUGUACCCAGGGGAUGAACAUGCUGGAGCAGGUCCCCAGCAAGGUGUCAGGCAGGGUCAUCCACCAGUCUGGGCCUGUGAGGCACAGGUAACUUACUUCCGAUAUACGCACUGUCCUCCUUACAGUAUACACUUUACCUUGCAGAGUAGGCAGCCCAGGAUCUGGCAAACAAAAGGCCAGAGUUGGCAAAGGAUUACGGAUGGCAGCCUUUGCUGCUGCAUCUGCCCUCUCAUUGCCUUUUGAUGGCCGGGCAGUGUACAGGUGCCAACUUCCUGGGUAGCCAGAAGGCUUGCACUAAGCCUGUGAGAACCGAAUGUUGGGUUCCUGUAUAUACUAAGAAUUUGAUGGGUUUUCCCCCCACUUUAAUGGUUACUCUAGGUUCAGGGAGAGGGACUGAACCCUAUCUCCCCUAGUCACUUAGUUCCUCUAUUUCCAUCACUUUUGCUUGACCCUCCUCUGUUUUUGGAGGGGAGAGGGAUGUGUCCUGGUCCUUGAUCUAAUGUCCCAUCUCUUUACAGUAUGCACAAUAAUUCUUUUGGAGCCGGGGCUUGUCCCCAGGGGUAAGGGCAAGCUUCUUUCUUUCAUCUCUUGCCAGAGUUGAAGUUGUUGCUGUUUCUCCCCUUAGGACUUGGCCUUUGCUGCAAGUAGAAUUUUAGCCAAAUCUUGAGUCUGCUGGGCCCUUUGUAACUUAUGAUUUGUGUCUGGCACGACUUGGUUGAUGAAAGCCAUCAUCACUGUGGCCAACCUAUUCUCUGAUGUUUCUGGUUUUAGGCCAACCCAUUCUCUGGUGCUUCCAGAUUUAACAGGGUAUAAGUCCAGAAUGCUGUCAUGCUCUUUCUCGAAAGGCUGCAGGGGACUCCCUGUCUUCCUGUCUAAUAUCUCUUAUUUUAGUCAAAAUUGGUUGGGCUGUGAGAAGCUGCCAGAACAGCCUUUAGAGUCUGGCAGUAGACAGAGACGCUCCUUCCCUUCAGCCCUCCCUCUCUUCUGUGGUAAAGAAAACCUGCAGUAGUUGUUGGCAGUCAUCCCAAGUUUGCUGAUGGGUGAAAAUCGAUCAAUCUAGAAGGUUCGUGAGAGCCUCUUGCCUUUCUGAAAAAGAGGGGUUUGCAUCUUCCAGUUGUAUAAGUCACUAGUGGAAAAAGGCUGGUAUUGCAUAGGAUGGUUCCCCUGGUCAUCUGGAGGCACCAUGGUCCUAAGGGAGAGGGUCACAGUGGUAUCUGCUGUCUCCCAUUUGGUCUGCUCCCUGGCUGCUCUUCCCCUAGUGCGUGGUAGUCUAACUAAGGGAGCCUCUCCUUAGGUCAGUCUGCUUGCAAGAUUGGCCACUCUGACCUGCAGGAGGUCAUUAGUCUGUCCUUUCUAACUUCUGUCCCUAAAUCUCUAGCCCUACUUUUAAAGUCUCUAAAUUUGUCUAGGAAAACAUUCAGGAGGGUCAUCCGAGACUGUCCCAGUGUUCUAAGUUCAAACACAAGAAGAUGGUAAGCCAGACAUGACAUAAACGACAGCCAAAAAUAUACAGUAACACUAAUGCUGACGGUACAAACCUGGGUCCGAUGGGGGGGGGGGGCACGACCCACAGUGUCUCCAGAGGAACUAGGCGCAUCCAAUCCCCUACUGAUGGGUCAGGAAAGAAGACAAGGAUUGGAUGGUUGUGGUUUCCUUUAAAACUGACCCAGCAUAAGGAAACUUCAGGAAGUGAGUUUUUAAUAUGCUGGCCUGACAGCAACUGGUAGGCAGAAACUGCAGGCCCCUCCUAGGUCUCAGUCCCAUUAGUCCUGUUCAGCAAAGAGUGGCUUUAGGCAGGAGGGCUUCCUUAGAACUUCAGGGAAAUACCUAGACUAUUUGCAGUCAUAUCUGUAGGUCACUUAGCAACCAUGCUUUUAUUCUUCCUCAUUAAGUCAGACCUGUUCUAUCUGUCUUCCCUCGCACAGCACAGCACAUCCACAGUCAUGGUAUCCCAGGGCUAGCAAUAGCUGUGUCAGACACUGGUGACUACCCUAUAUUCUCUUUCUGGCUAUUUCCAGAGAGGCAUGGUUACCUAAAGAAAAAUAGCUCAAAAUAUGUUAAUGCCAUCUAUAGAAUUAAAGAGUCCAAAUUAGAAUUCAGUAUUGUUUUUUACUCCCAAACCCUUUUACACUACAUUGCUUUUUUUUUUAAAUAUUUAUUUUCUUUACAUAUAUGAGUACACUGUAGCUGUCUUCAGACGCAUCAGAAGAGGAUUCCAUUACAGAUGGUUGUGAGCCACCAUGUGGUUGCUGGGAAUUGAACUCAGGACCUCUGGAAGAGCAGUUGGUGCUCUUAACCGCUGAGCCAUCUCUCCAGCCCCUACAUUGCUUUUAUAAACUGAAGCCGUUCCCCUAGGCAACUCAGUCUUACUUUCUAAUCAGACUUCAAGUCCUAUCGAAUAAUUCUCCAUAACUGGUAACUGAAUCCUCGCCAGAGCUGCUCCAUCCUGCAUCCUUGUCUGACUCGUAUGAAGGAUGGGGGUGAAGGUCCUUGCUCUAAUUCAUUGGACGUUUAGGACUCCAUUCUCACUACCACUCCUACCCUUACCUGGAAUGAAGACCUGGAGGUGAGGGACACUAUACGUUAUUCCCAGCGUUCAGUAACCAUUUCUUCAUUUACUACAUGUAUAUAUUUUGAAGUGGUUUUCCUGAGUAGCCCUGGCUGUCCUGGAACUUGCUCUGUAGAUGAAGCUGGCCUCCACAUCAGAGAUCCGCUCGCUUCUGCCUCCGUAAAGUUGUGCAUUGUGCACCAUUACACCCAACCUCCAGUCUUUGUGAACAUCACACUCAACAUACAACCUUUUUUUUAAUGAGUGGUUUGCCUCUGUGUGUGUGUGUACACCGCGUGUGCCUGGUGCUGAGAUCAUCACUGGGAAAGUGAUAGACGACUGUGAACUGCCAUGUGUGUGCUGGAAACUGAACCCAGUUGUCCUCAGCAAGAAGACCGAGUGCUCUUAACCAGUGAGUCCCCUCCCUGCCUGAGACAGUCUUUGUAAUCCAGGCUGUCCUGGAACUAUGGAAAUUAGACUGCCAUCAAACUUCGAGAAAUCCUGAGUGCUGGUGUUAAAGGCAUGUACUAAUGGCCCUUUUAAAAAGCUAUCUUGAGGAAAUUUCAGGGUUGUUUGCACUUUUUAAAUCUAGCUUUGUCCAGUGUUACCCCGGCUGACCUGGUACAGUUAUUGAAACUAACAAAUUAAUAUGAUAGCACCUUACCUACAUUCCCUACUCAAAGUCCACCUAUCUCUACCAAUAUUCUAAUUUGUGACAGUUCCUUAUCUUUCAGGACCUGGAGAUUUUUGUUUUGUUGGGGGUUGGUUAUGUUUUUGCUUUGGAGACAUGCAUCCAUCUUGAAGCCCAGGCUGCCCUAGAACCUGUUGUUAUCCUGCUUCAGCCACCCAAGCGCUGAGAUGACAGCUGUAUGCCAACCAGACCUGAUUGACUCUGAGAUCCCCCUCAAAGAGAUGCCCUUUUGGAGAGAAAGCUGUUUGAUCCAAAAAGCAGUGGAUUUUGUCCCCUUUGGGGUCACAUAUCAGAUAUCCUGAAUAUCAGAUGUUUACAUUACAACUCAUAAGUAACAAAAUUAGCUAUGAAUUAGCUAUGAAAUAAUUGUAUGUUUGGGGGUAACAACUUGAGGAACUGAGUUAAAAAGUCAGAGUAUUAGGAAAGUUGAAGACUGUCCUCAGAGAAUAUCCCUCAAUAUGGGUUUCAUUUUCUUAAGAUUGGAUUUUUGUGGCAAAUACCCGGGAGGUCAUACUCCCUUAGUCUAUCAUACUAGGUGCACAGGACAUCAAUGCAGAUACCAUUAUCCUUGAUCUGAUUGAGUGAUGCCUGCUGCAUUCUUUUUUUAUUUUAUUUUUAUUUUUUUUAUUUUUUUAUUUUUUGGUUCUUUUUUUUUUUCGGAGCUGGGGACCGAACCCAGGGCCUUGCGCUUCCUAGGCAAGCGCUCUACCACUGAGCUAAAUCCCCAACCCCGCCUGCUGCAUUCUUGAUGCAAACCCUACGCGCUGAACUCUUCCCCCACUGAAGAAAAGGCACCUGUCAUGAAAUUCUGGAGGUAGAUCAUCAGGCUUGGUUUCAGCAAGUCCCAUUGCAGGAAGAAACGUUCGUGAAGAAAGUGGUGAUGCCAAUCGCAUAUGAGGCUAUUGAGGUAUAAGCUAUAGACUUUCAUGUGACAAAAGGAUCCUUGCAUGCCAGUGUUUUAAGCUAGGUGUUCUGCUAGAAACCCGGAUUGUUUUUCAUAACCUGCAAGAGUAAAAAAUAAGCAGAGGACAAAGACAGGUCUCUGGAAAAUGGGUCCUCCAAAGAGGUGAGAAAAUGGAAGGGCAGAAAAGUAAAUAAGUGUCUCCCAAGAAACACAGGCGUGCAGAGGAGUUCGCGAUCCCAGAUCUUACACACCGAGGGCAGUCUUGACUAAUUCAUCCCAGAGCUUGCUCCAGAGAUGCCCAACCUCGGGGCUGCCCAUGUCCUCUGAUCAUUGAAGUUAAUUGUUUCUGCCUCAAUCUGGGCCAAAGGGAGUCCAGCAACAGCUGGCCUCAGCCCAGGGACCUCGAUUGAAUACUGAAAACGCCAAGACUUGACACCUCGAACUCACAGCCGGAGAGGAAAUUCUCCAUUAGAAGAGCUUCAGUCUUUCCCAGUGGGGAGAGUCCAUGCGUCGAUGACUCACGUCAGCCAGCCCCAUCACUACUGUCUACUGAUUGGUUGUUCUAUCUGUCUGUCUUCACGAAGGACUGUGCGCAGGCUCAGAAGGGCGGGGAACUCGGCUGAGUGUUGGCGAUUCGGAGCUGCUGUGUCUGUCCGAGAUGGCAUUCCCAUCAAGAGCACAAUGGACAAUCCCACCACGACACAGUACGCCAACCUCAUGCACAACUUCAUCUUAAAGGCUCGGAGCACUGUGCGUGAGAUUGACCCCCAGAAUGACCUAACCUUCCUUCGAAUUCGCUCCAAGAAAAAUGAAAUUAUGGUGGCACCAGAUAAAGACUAUUUCCUGAUUGUGAUUCAGAAUCCAACUGAAUAAGGCACUGUCUUGGCUUCCUGUGUCAUUCCUUAAUUUAAUGUCCCCCGAGAAUAAUAGCGUUAAUCAUGUCAGUGGGCACAUGUGGCUGCCUGGAGCCAUGCAGACCUUGGCAUUGGUGAAGGGUAGCUCUGCCCACCCCACCAAGGAGUGCCUCUGAUGAUCCGGUCAGUCCCCAGAAGAGCUCAGUUCUCUCUCCAGGCUUUGGAAUGAGAGCUCUUGAUAAGCCCACAGCCAGCUUCCUUCUAACCUUCAUUUCACUUUGUCCCCCUUGGAAGCUGUUUUUGUUUUUUUAAACUAAAAAUAACUUCAACCCCC